UAAAGCAUAAAAUCCAUAAACCCUCUCACCCACCAAGCUCUUCUCUCCUCUCAAAACCCCCCAAAAACCCUUUUACUGUGGGCGAUGUGCUAAAAAGCCUAAAACCCUGAUUGAAAUUCCAAACCCCAAAUUCCCGAUCAUGAGCUCCUUCAGCAGCACCACCAACUUCGACAACCUGAUGCUCCAAACCCUCAUGGGUCGCCUCCAAAUCCGACCCCCAACCACCGCCAACAACAACUCCUUCCUCUCCCAGACCCUCGAAGACCUCCUCUUCGACGCCGCCAACCUCUCCGCCGACGACGACGACGACGAGAACAAGACCCAGCUCGCCAAGGAGGAGUCCAAGCUCGAGAGGGAGAUCAUCCGGGUCAUCCUCACCGGCAACACCGAUUCGCUCAAGCCCAAUUCGGGUCAGGCCGUCACGAUCGGGGAGCACCACAUUUGCGUCGGGUUUCACGAGGAAACGGGUUCGGAUUAUCGGGUCUGGGAGUGGCACGGUCAUAUUAUGCUGUUUGAUGAAGAAAACGGGUACACGCCGGAGUAUAUAUACGGGAACUACUUUGAGAGAUUGAUUGGGAGGGCGCGUGGUGGAAGUAGUGGCGGUGGUGGUCGUGGUGAAGAGGUGAAAGAGGAGGAGGAGGAGGAGAAAGAGAAGGUGGGGAAUUUGGGGCUCAGGGAAUUGAUUGAUGGUGUGGAGGAUUCGGGUCCGGCUCGGAUUGUUCAUCGGAAUAUCAAUGCCAAUGCCGGUUCUACAACUACCACAAGGACUUAGUUGAGACAAAAAGCUUUGAUUUGCAUAAGCAGUUUGGGGUGUAAAGAGCGAGCUGCGUUGAGCUUCUUGUUGCUUUUGUUACUUGGAGUUUGGGAUCAAGAUUGUUUAUCAUUUUACAUGGUGCUUGUAUGUUGCCUUCUCUAGUUUUUCUUGGGAUUUCCAAUACUUUUGGACAGUACAGAAGAAGGAAAAGGAAUGUAUUGUGAAACAUUUAUCUCUUUUAAUGUAGUUUCUUAGCAGUUUUGACCAA
This is a messenger RNA of Rosa rugosa (rugosa rose), 1022 nucleotides long. RefSeq lists its product as uncharacterized. The coding region runs from base 140 to 772 and encodes 210 amino acids. NCBI's taxonomy places the organism in Eukaryota, Viridiplantae, Streptophyta, Magnoliopsida, Rosales, Rosaceae. The record is from RefSeq and is a predicted model, not a curated record. The transcript is spliced from 2 exons.